This is a messenger RNA of Oxyura jamaicensis (ruddy duck), 2354 nucleotides long. RefSeq names its product arf-GAP with GTPase, ANK repeat and PH domain-containing protein 2-like. Gene Ontology annotation, molecular function: GTPase activity; GTP binding. The annotation marks the transcript as partial. Gene Ontology annotation, cellular component: nucleus. The transcript has 16 exons. The record is from RefSeq and is a predicted model, not a curated record. NCBI's taxonomy places the organism in Eukaryota, Metazoa, Chordata, Aves, Anseriformes, Anatidae.
CCUGCGGUGCCUGCCAUGUUGUUGUGCCUGCCAUGUUCCCGUGUCCCUGUGCCCGUCGUGUCCCUGUGCCAUGUCCCCGUGCCGCGUCCCUGUGCCGUGCCACGUCCUGGUGCCACGCUGCAGCCUUGCAUCCUCGCGCCAUCUCACAUCCCUGUGCCACGCUGUGUCCUCGUGCCCAUCGCGCCCCGGUGUCCCUGUGUCACACCACAGCCCUGUGCCACGCUCUUCCCACGCCCCUCGUGUCCCUGUGCCGUGCCACGUCCUCGUGCCACGCUGCAGCCUCGCACCUAUUGCACCACCCUGCGUCCCCGUGCCCCGUGGCCUGUCCUCGUGUCCCCCGCAUCCUCGUGUCCCCCGCAUCCUCGUGUCCACCGCAUCCUCGUGCCCGUGGCGAGCGGGGCAGGACAGGACGGGUCCCGUGGUGCCACAGCCACGUCCGUGCCACGUCGCAUCCCUCCCGCCGCCCCCACCGGGCUCGGUGCGGUGCCGUUGCCUGGUGACAGCUCGUGGCCGCCCACGCAGGGAGCUGCCGGCGGCACUGCCGCAGGGCUGGGGGCGGCCGUGCCCCCCCCCCCCGGGGCCGGGGGGCUGGGGGUGCCGGGGGUGUCCGGGCACCGCCUCACCCCGCUCCUCCCCGCAGAGGCCUUGGUGAACAGCCAGGAAUGGACCCUCGGCCGCUCCGUCCCCGAGAUCCGCCUGGGCGUCCUGGGCAGCAGCAAGAGCGGGAAGUCAGCGCUCGUCCACCGCUUCCUCACCGGCUCCUACGUGGGGCUGGAGCCCACGGAGAGUGGGCAGUUCAAGCGCGAGGUGCUGGUUGAUGGCCAGAGCCACCUCCUGCUCAUCCGGGAGGAAGGAGGCGCCCCGGACGCCAAGUUUGCCAGCUGGGCGGACGCCGUCAUCUUCGUCUUCAGCCUGGAGAACGAGAGCAGCUUCGAGGAGGUGACGCAGCUGCACGCGCUGCUCAGCGGCUACCGGGGCGCCAGCGAGGUGGCCCUGGCGCUGGUGGGCACCCAGGACAAGAUCAGCUCCUCCAACCCCCGGGUGAUCGAGGACGCCCGGGCGCAGGCGCUGUGCGGGGACAUGAAGCGCUGCCUCUACUACGAGACCUGCGCCACCUACGGCCUCAACGUGGACCGGGUCUUCACCGAGGUGGCCCAGAAGGCGGUGGCGCUGAAGAAGCAGCAGCAGCUCCUGGCCUCCUGCAAGUCGCUGCCCAGCAGCCCCAGCCACUCGGCCGCGUCCACCCCCGUCGGGGGCGCCCACCCUGGCCAGGCCAGCAACGGGGGCCACACCAGCGACUACUCGUCCUCGCUGCCGUCCACCCCCAACGUCAGCCACCGGGAGCUGCGGAGCGAGCCCCCGGCCCCCCUGGGCACCCCCAGCUCCCUGCACCGCGGGGCCAAGCGCCGCACCAGCCUCUUCGCUACGCGCCGGGGCAGCGACUCGGAGAAGCGGAGCCUGGACAGCCGGGGCGAGGCGGCGGGCAGCGGCCGUGCCAUCCCCAUCAAGCAGAGCUUCCUGCUGAAGCGCAGCGGCAACUCCCUCAACAAGGAGUGGAAGAAGAAGUACGUGACCCUGUCCAGCAACGGGCUCCUCUUCUACCACCCCAGCAUCAACGAUUACAUCCACAGCACGCACGGGAAGGAGAUGGACCUGCUGCGCACCACCGUCAAGGUCCCCGGCAAGCGCCCGCCCCGCGCCAUCUCCGCCUGCGGCCCCUCGGCCAGCAUCAACGGGCUGGUGAAGGACGUGGCGGGGGGCACGGCACCCGAGGGUGGUGCCGGCGCCUCCCCCGUGGGGCUCAGCCUCCCCCCGGAGCCGGGGACCAAGGGCACGGGCAAGGGCGAGCGGUCCCUGCAGCGCUGCGCCUCCGCCUCCAGCGCCAAGCUGUCGGGCUCCGACGGCCCCCCCGCCUCCGAGGCCAUAUCCAGCCCCGGCAGCUCGGGCAAGGACCCGCCGCCGUCGCCCAUGGUGGACAGGAAGAAGCACCGCCGGAAGAAGCUGACGACGCCGUCCAAGACGGAGGGCUCGGCGGGGCAGGCGGAAGCCAAGCGCAAAAUGUGGAAAUUAAAAAGCUUUGGUAGUUUAAGAAAUAUUUAUAAAACAGAGGAGGAGAACUUCGAGUUCAUCAUCGUGUCCAGCACGGGGCAGACGUGGCACUUUGAGGCGAGCAGCUUCGAGGAGCGCGACGCCUGGGUGCAGGCCAUCGAGAGCCAGAUCCUGGCCAGCCUGCAGUGCUGCGAGAGCAGCAAGAACAAGGCGCGCAUGGACAGCCAGAGCGAGGCCGUGGCCAUCCAGGCCAUCCGCAACGCCCGUGGCAAUUCCCUCUGCGUGGACUGUGGGGCGCCCAGUGA